Metopolophium dirhodum (rose-grain aphid) is the source of this 1020-nucleotide messenger RNA. RefSeq names its product zinc finger BED domain-containing protein 6-like. The transcript has 3 exons. The record is from RefSeq and is a predicted model, not a curated record. NCBI's taxonomy places the organism in Eukaryota, Metazoa, Arthropoda, Insecta, Hemiptera, Aphididae. The coding region runs from base 1 to 1020 and encodes 339 amino acids.
AUGAGUAAUCGGUCAAAAAGUUGGGUGUGGCAAUAUGGUAAACGGCAAGGUGAUAGGGCUUUUUGCGAUUUAUGUGAUGAUAAUUCAAAUAAAGAGUUUAGUUGUGCUGGUGGGUCAACAGGAUCGUUCGGAAGACAUUUAAAAGUAAUACAUAAUGUCGGAAGAACUACUCAAAAUCAAAGUGAUGAUAAUGAUCUUGAAGUAGAGGAGUCUAAUACGAUUAUGACACAUGGUUCAUCAUCAUCAUCUUCAAAUAAUUUAAAUACCGAUUGUUCUUCAUCUUCAGAAUUUCGUGAACCACCCCUCAGAAAACGACGUAGAACGUUUAUGAAUAAGUACCUUGAGCAUAAUAACAUUUGUAGUUCUGAGAGAACAGAACAAAUCCACCAAGCGUUAGCUAAAAUGAUUGCGAUCAACCAAAUGCCAUUAUCAUUUUGUUCAAGUUCUGGGUUUCAACAGUUUAUGGCUAUCGUCGAACCAAAUUAUUUAAUAUGUAAAGAAGGAGCUAUAAAACGAAGACUCAAAGCAUUUAAAUCGUCGGUUGAAGAACAAAUAAAAAAAGAAUUAAGAAAUGCCAAGAGUGUAAGUUGUACAUCUGACUGUUGGUCAUCAAUAUCUCUAGAAUCGUAUAUAACAGUUACUGCACAUUUUAUUGAUGACCAGUGGUGCCCAAAAUCUUACACUCUGACAACUCACCAAUUGGAGGACCGCCAUACAGCUCUCAAUCUAAGUAAUCAGUUGGAAACUACUUUUAGUAAAUGGGAAAUCGAACAAAAAGUUAUGGCAGUAGUUACUGAUAACGCAAAAAAUGUUUUGAAUGCUGUCAAUUUACUUACUAAUAUUACAGAAAAAAAUGACCUUACAUGUUCCGCGCAUACUUUACAACUUGCGAUUAACAAUGGUUUGAAAUAUGAUAAAAUAGAACAAUUAAUUCAAUUAAGUAAUAAAAUCGUUGGUCAUUUUAAACAUUCAAAUGUGGCCACUCAAUUUGUAAAACCAGAUGGAACUCCGUAUUCAUGA